UGCGUCAGUGGGCCUGCAGGCUCCACGCUGGUGCUGAGACAGGAUGAAGAGGUUCAGGCGACACGGCCAGGAGUCCCAGAGAGAUCGACUCAAACAGGAACUCUUCCAGUUCAACAAGACAGUGGAGCAUGGAUUCCCGCACCAGCCCAGCGCUCUGGGCUACAGUCCGUCCCUGCAGCUGCUGGCCAUCGGCACCCGCUCCGGGGCCAUCAAACUGUAUGGAGCUCCAGGUGUGGAGUUCAUGGGUCUACAUGAUGAGAAUGCUGCCGUCACACAGGUGCACUUCCUCCCUCACCAGGUUGAACUGGUGACUCUGCUGGAUGACAACAGUCUUCACAUGUGGACUUUAAGGGCUCACCAGGGACACUCUGAACUUCUGGAGAUAGGACGCUUCACACUCACUGGGCCACCGGGCGCCCCUCCAAGUGUGACCAGAGUGACGGCAGUGCUGGCCCACUCCUCCGGGGAGCUGCUGCUGUUGGGGACAGAAGGAGGACACGUCUUCGUCGUUGAAGUCCCAGGGUUCAGAGAGCUGGAAGAGAGGAACAUUAGUCUGGACCAAGUGGCCAGCAGUGUCCCAGACGACUACAUCGGCCGCAGGAAUCUGGAACACGUAGAGGCCUUACAGGAGAACCCGGUCAACCCGAACCAGGUUGUUAUUGGCUACGGACGAGGUCUCAUGGUCAUCUGGGAUCUGGAGAAACAGCGUGCUGUCCACCACAUCCCUGCCACACAGCAACUGGAGAGUGUUUGGUGGACAGAGGACGGAGGCUACAUUCUCAGUUCACACAGCGAUGGGAGUUACUGCCAAUGGAUGGUGAGUGGCGAGGGCGAUGACGAGGAGAAAUCCGACAUUCCUUAUGGACACUUCCCCUGCAAGGCCAUUUCCAAAAUAGUUCAGCUACCUACAGAAGAAGGGCCUCCGUUCCUCCUGUUCAGCGGUGGAAUGCCCAGAGCCAGCUACGGGGACAGACACUGUAUCACAGUGAUCCACAGUAAAACACACGUGGCUCUGGACUUCACCUCCAGGAUCAUCGACUUCUUCACCAUCAGAGACGGACCGCAGCACACAGGAGACCCCAGUGCGCUGGUGGUGCUGGUGGAGGAAGAGCUGGUGGUGAUUGACCUGCAGACAGAGGGCUGGCCCGUCAUCCAGACACCGUACCUGGUUCCCCUCCACAGCUCGGCCAUCACCUGCUCCCACCACGUCUCCGCCAUCCCCCUCAAACUGUGGGAGAGGGUCAUCACCGCUGGACAACUGCAGAACACACACUACUCCAAAAAGCCAUGGCCAAUAACAGGAGGCCAGAACCUGGCCCCAGACCCUCCGCAGAGAGACCUGCUGCUCACAGGGCAUGAGGACGGGACAGUGCGUUUCUGGGACGCAUCGGGAGUCUGUCUGUAUCCCAUGUACAAGUUAAGCACAGCUGGAGUGUUCCACACAGAUGCGGACCCCAAUGAUAACAUGCACCAGGGCACUGAAGGAGAGUGGCCGCCAUUCAGAAAGGUUGGCUGUUUUGACCCCUACAGUGAUGACCCGAGGCUCGGCGUUCAGAAGAUCCACCUUUGUAAAUACAGUGGUUAUCUGACUAUAGCUGGCACAGCUGGACAGAUCCUGGUGCUGGAACUGAACGAUGAGGCGGCGGAGCAGACCGUGGAGGCUAAAGUAGUGGAUCUGCUGCAGGGCCAAGAGGGCUUCCGCUGGAAGGGCCACGCUCGGCUGGAUGUGCGAGAGGAGCCGGUGCUGUUUCCUCCAGGCUUCCAGCCUUUUGCUCUGGUCCAGUGCCAGCCGCCUGCCGUGGUCACCGCCCUCACCCUGCACUCGGAGUGGAAGCUGGUAGCUUUUGGCACCAGCCACGGCUUUGGCCUGUACGAUUACCAACAGAAGAACAACGUCCUCGUCAAGUGCACCCUCAACCCCAGUGACCAGCUGGCCAUGGAGGGCCCUCUGUCCAGGGUGAAGAGCAUAAAGAAAUCCCUCCGACAGUCCUUUAGGAGAAUCCGACGCAGCAGAGUCUCUCUGAGGAAACAUCACGUCCACAACGCUGCCAAGCUCCAGGAGGCCAACGCUCGUCUGGAGGCUGAACUGGCAGAGAUGGAGCUGGCUCCUGUCCAGAGGAAGAUCGAGGCUCGCUCCUCAGACGACUCGUUCACCGGUCUCGUACGGACCAUCUACUUCGCCGACACCUUCCUCUCAGACAGUUCACAUAGCACACCCUCCCUAUGGGCAGGGACCAAUGGCGGCUGUGUGUUUGCAUACAUGCUCCGCCUUCCUUCUGUAGAGCACAGAGCAGAAGAACCAGUAACUGCACAGCCGGCUAAGGAGAUCCAGCUGAUGCACCGGGCUCCUGUUGUUGGGAUAGUGGUGCUGGACGGUCACGGAGCUCCCCUGCCUGAGCCCCUAGAGGUGGCCCACGACCUGGCUCGCUCCCCGGACAUGCAGGGCUCACACCACCUCCUGGUCAUCUCUGAGGAGCAGUUUAAGGUGUUCACCCUGCCCAAGGUCAGCGCCAAGAUGAAGCUGAAGCUGACGGCUGUGGAUGGCUCCAGAGUUCGGAGGGUAGGCGUGGCCUGGUUUGGCAGCAGUCGCUCGGAGGACUACGGCGAGAGCGGCCUGGUGGUUCUGACCAACCAGGGCGACGUCCACGUGGUGUCGCUACCGACGGUCAAGAUGCAGGUCCAUUACCCCUGCGUACGCCGGGAGGACGUCAGCGGCAUCGCCUCCUGUGUCUUCACCAAGCACGGCCAGGGCUUCUACCUAAUCUCUCCGUCCGAGUUUGAGCGGUUCUCUCUGUCCACCCGCUGCGUGGUGGAGCCUCGCUCUCUGGUGGAGGUUCCUCUUCAUCCAGGCUCCUCCAACAAACACCGGCUACGGCCUGAUGGAGCUUCGUCUGCUCAUAGAAACACCAGACAAGGCAGCGAGGAUGCAGAAAGUGCAGCUAGACGUGUUAUGGAGCAUGCUUUGCUGAAUGACGAGAAAGUACUUCAAGAGAUCCAGAAGUCACUAGAAGGAGACCAGACGUCGCUCCUGGAGAAUAAUGUGAAGAGUGCUGUAGCUUAAGAGACAUCUCUGGAAAGUUGAGGUGAGACUAAGAGUGAACUCACACGAUGUGUAUGAAGCGUACUGCAGCCUCCUGCUCGGCUCACACAACCACUACUGACCCCCGAACCCCUCGCCUCAGUGACUUACCCCCCCACUCCCCCCCCCUUCAGAUCCCACCCGCCCGUCGUAGAGAGACACCGAAAGGCUGUUGGCAGUUGUGCUUAAUGAGCACCCCGCGCCUCCCUCACGGUGCGGUUAGUGGGGGGUGGGGGGUAGAGACACCACCUGUGCCUGAAGACCACGUGCUGUACCCAGAUGAUCCCAGCACGCUCACGGACCGGUUUCAGGCCGACGCUACAAGCAACACAUUCCUGACAUGUGACCGGUGCCAUAAUUCAUCCCUUCGACAUCCAACCAGCAUCUCCUCUCUGCCAUAGAGAACCCCCCCCCCCCUCGCUCCUGAAGCCUUUCUCACCGCCGGCCUUUUCAUGGGGAUUGUGCCAGUAGAAACGGAUCGUCCAAUCAGCACGCUGUCCUCUGUGCCGUCAUCUCUGCCCGCGGACACACAGCUGGAAGGACCGUGGGCGAGGAUCUGAGGGACGUUGCUGAAAACAUUUAGAGCUUCAACUGUAUGUGAUAUGUGCCUGAUAUUUUCUAUUUUUUUUUUAUUUGAAGAAUAUUUAUACUGUGGGAGCCCAUUUCUGCCAGGAAAAGAGGUAAAAAAAAAAUUAAAAAUACUCGAGUAAAACAAAAUUCAUGUUUGAGAUACUAUGUUAAAUUAUGACCAGUGGAGGACUUUUUUUUACCCAAAAUAUUUAGAUCUUAAGUCAAAGUCUGGGCUUUUUCACAGUUUUAAGUUUAAUGAUCUAAAUACAUGUAAUAUCUUAAUUGGUAUUAUAGUUGUACCCUAAGAGCCAUAAUUGUACUUAAUCAUAAGUUGGACUUAGAAUCUCAUAGUUUUGACUUACCAUUCAAACAUUUUUAUUUAGUGAAUCCCAUACUUACAACGUGACUAAAGUUGACCCACUAUUAUAGUUUUUACUCUGCGUCCUAACUUUGACGUAGAAUCCUGUAAUUUUGACUCAAAACUUUAUAUUUUUCUCUUUAUAUUUGUAUUAAGUGGAUCAAGUUUUUACACAUUUUUUUAGCUCAAAAUUGAUGCAAAAAAACUGUUCCAUAAUUUUGCCUCAGUAACGUUUUUAUUUUUGUGAAUCCUUCCAUGUCAUUUUUGACCCUUUUCUUUGGUGUAAAUGAGCUUCUUCACCAGUCAGAAGAACCGUCGAGGGAAAUGUUCCACUGAUGUCCCUGAAGAGAGA
Messenger RNA from Etheostoma spectabile (orangethroat darter), 4359 nucleotides. It is a transcript of the gene llgl2, whose product is annotated as LLGL scribble cell polarity complex component 2. Gene Ontology annotation, molecular function: myosin II binding; GTPase activator activity. The record is from RefSeq and is a predicted model, not a curated record. Bases 44 to 3061 code for a protein of 1005 amino acids. Gene Ontology annotation, biological process: regulation of establishment or maintenance of cell polarity; Golgi to plasma membrane transport; establishment of spindle orientation. The transcript is spliced from 26 exons. Gene Ontology annotation, cellular component: cortical actin cytoskeleton; cytoplasm; plasma membrane. NCBI's taxonomy places the organism in Eukaryota, Metazoa, Chordata, Actinopteri, Perciformes, Percidae.